Molecule: messenger RNA, 324 nt
Organism: Trypanosoma cruzi
Lineage: Eukaryota; Euglenozoa; Kinetoplastea; Trypanosomatida; Trypanosomatidae
Product: elongation factor 1-gamma (EF-1-gamma), putative
Exons: 1
Coding region: 1-324 (107 amino acids)
Biological process (GO): translational elongation
Molecular function (GO): translation elongation factor activity
Source: RefSeq, a predicted model, not a curated record
AUGCAGUGCAUGACGGUGAGGCUGAUCCGCGUGUGGUUGCAGCGCAUGGGGCACGUGUGCCAGUACGAGUUGGGUGCUGCGCUCAUGAUUGCGGCAGAGUGGCGGCACGACGUUGUGGCGCUGUGUGUGUUGUGUGGCCGUGGCAUGCCGGCGAUUGUGAGGGACGUGGCGGACACGGAGCUGCUGGAGUGGGAGAAGGUGGCGGACUUUGCGGCGCAGCGGGAGCGCAUGACGGCUGCGUGUGGUGGGAGGGCCCGACGAUCCCGAGGCCUGUGCUGGAGGGGCGCGUGCUGGAGUGAGCGUGGCGUGCCUGUGAGGGCCUGA